UGUCUCUGUGGGUUUCUUAGUCUGAAUGUCGUUCUAUAUCUGUGGGUUUCUCUAUGUGUGAUGUGAUGUCCCUAUGUGUGUAAAUAUGUGUUUUCGUGUUGCUAUGUGUCUCUGUGUCUCUGCUUGUCGUUAUGUGCCUCGAUGACUCGCUGUCUGUCUCUCUUGGGUCCGGAUGGGCAUUUUUUUGGCCAUGAACAAUGUGGCCGCUGCUGGGAUCCGCUGACAUGCCUGACCAGGGCCGCUCUGUUCUCUGAGCUCACAUGCUUUUUGUGGCUCUAGUCUACCGCUCUGAGCAGCGCCUCCCAAAAAAGCACUGUGCAUCACGGUCCAACGCUUUGUUGCACCCCACUGAUCCCUCUCUUAAGACCUCUGCAGCAGCUGGAGAGAUUAGAAGAGAGGAGAACAGGACACACACUCAACACACACAUCACCGACACAGACACCCCAGCUAGGCCCCUUGCACACACCACUGGUACUGUUCUCACUGAAGCAGUAGAGGACAAAAAGAACUGGCUGAGACUGAACUUGACUAGACCCACACCUCCAGAAAGACUCCAGAAACCUAUCCCAGAAAGAUCCCAUCCUGAUCGGACUCGUACGGCACACAGAGCCCCAUCUACCUGGAGCUCAGCCAAGGGGCCAACCUCUUCAGCAAUGAACGGUUUUGGGUACCGUCGGGAGUUGAGUAAGUAUGAGGAUGUGGAUGAGGAUGAACUACUGGCUUCUCUCAGCCCAGAGGAGCUAGCAGAGCUGGAGAUGGAGCUGGCAGACAUAGACCCUGAUGCCAACGUGCCCAUCGGUCUGAGACAGAGGGACCAGACGGAGAAGACCCCCACUGGCACCUUCAGUAGAGACUCUCUGUUGAAGUACUGGGAGAAGGAGACGAAGAGGAUACUGGAGGAUGAGAGAGGGGAAGCCAGCAGUCCCAAACAGGAUGACGAUGACGAUGCCGAAAAGAGCGAGGAAGAAUGUGUGACAGAAAGCAACAGCGAAGCAGAGGAGGAUGACGAGAACAAGAAAGAAAAUAAAGAUUAUGAAGAGGAAGAGGAGGAGGAGGAGGAGGAGGAGGAGAGUGAGGAAGAGGAAGCUGAAACAGAGGAUGAGGAGGAUAAAGAGGAGCCAGAAGAGGAAAGGCCUGAAGCAGCGCACCCAAAGGAUCCUGGUCCUCCAUCACCGCUGUCAGUCGUCAUCUCCUCCCCUAGCCUCCUGAGACUCCCAAGGGUGCAGCCUAUGAGACUAACCCCGCCCCCACCUCCGCUUGACCCCAACGCCGAUGGCAACCCAACAGUUGUCGACGAGGCCCUGGAAAAAGUCCUUAAUAAUGACCCUGAGCUCAAAGAGGUCAACCUCAACAACAUCGAGGACAUCUCACAGGACACUCUAAUCCAGUUCGCUGAGGCACUGCGCUCCAACACACACGUGCGUGUCUUUAGCCUGGCCAACACGCAUGCUGAUGACCCCGUGGCGCUGGCCAUUGCCAAGACGCUGUGCGAAAACACCUCCAUCGUCAGCGUGAACAUCGAGUCCAACUAUGUGACAGGGAAAGGGGUUCUGGCUAUGGUUCAGGCUCUGCCUAGCAAUAGCACCCUGACUGAGCUACGCUUCCACAACCAGAGACACAUGUGUGGAGGACAGGUGGAGAUGGAGAUGGUGAAGGUUCUGAGGGAGAACCACGCCCUGAUCAAGCUGGGUUACCAGUUCCACCUUCCAGGCCCCCGGAUGAGCAUGACAGGCAUCCUGACCCGUAACAUGGACCGUCAGAGACAGAAACGCCUGCAGGAGCAGAGACAGAACCAGCAGGCGGGGCCAGAGGGGCCCGUUAACCCCCGUACCACUGCUCUGUUGAAGGCCACUCCGGGUUCUUCGCCCUACGGUUCCCCGCGGGUGUCUCCUUGGCAAUCCCCCAAACUCCCCAAAAAGACCCCUCCUGCUCCCCCGCCACCUCCCCCACCUCCUCCCCCACCCCCUUCAAUGCCCUGCCAGCCCCCGGCAGAGAAGAAGAAGCCGACUAGGAAGAUAGCGGAGGUGAUCAGGCUCCACGAGAUGGUUGUUAAGAAGCAAGGGAAAGGGAAGGGGAAGAAGGGGAAGAAAGGACUGAAAGAGACCAACAGUAUCUUGAAGGAGCUGAAGAACGCUCUGCGGCCAGUGGCAGAGACCAGAGACCAGGAGCACAGCAGGCCACCCACUCCACUGCGCUCCUCACACGACCAGCUCAUGGACUCCAUCCGCAAUGCCAGUGUCCGCUCCCUCAGAAAGGUGGAAGUUCCACAGAGGAAGUUUGUCUUUGUCCCUGAUGAAGAGACUAGCUGAUCUGAAGACACAGGGAACCCCCUGAGACUACUGAGGACACAAACAAUACGUUCAGAUUGAACUGGACUUUUCCUCAGAGAAGAUACUGGAAAUUACCACUGCAAUAACACCUUUACUAUUGGAGAAAAAAAUAAAUAUGAAAUUCAUAUCUUUUUUAAAUGUAUUUAUGCUGGAUGCUUUUGGUUGUCUACAUUUUUGUGAUGAUAAAUGUAUACAUUGUUGUCUAAAUUGUUUACUGAGGUAACCUGUUUUUGUAUAAUUGUAAAUAUUGUAUUUGGUGUGUGAGGAAUAUACUCUAUGAAUUGAACAUGAAGGUAAAAUUCACAACACAAUGAAGUGUUAUGGUAUUUUAUUGCUGAUUAAACCAUGGUACAGUUGAAAAGGUA
Messenger RNA from Oncorhynchus keta (chum salmon), 2696 nucleotides. Its product is annotated as leiomodin-2-like. The record is from RefSeq and is a predicted model, not a curated record. Gene Ontology annotation, cellular component: striated muscle thin filament; myofibril. Gene Ontology annotation, molecular function: tropomyosin binding. Gene Ontology annotation, biological process: muscle contraction; myofibril assembly; pointed-end actin filament capping. Lineage: Eukaryota; Metazoa; Chordata; Actinopteri; Salmoniformes; Salmonidae.